Molecule: messenger RNA, 1667 nt
Organism: Mus musculus (house mouse)
Lineage: Eukaryota; Metazoa; Chordata; Mammalia; Rodentia; Muridae
Gene: Klra1
Product: killer cell lectin-like receptor, subfamily A, member 1
Exons: 9
Coding region: 577-1365 (262 amino acids)
Cellular component (GO): plasma membrane; membrane
Source: RefSeq, marked validated
UUGCAACUGUGCAAUGAUAGUACUACAGUCCAAGGGUGUGACUGGAAGGUUACUUAGAGGGUCCUAGCCUCUGGUAACAUAAUUAUUCCCGAGACCCACAACACUACAAAGUCCUCACUUCUCUCUGUGUUAAAUCCUUCAUUGCUGAAACAGCUUCUUUCCCAGGAAUUCUCAUCACAAACACAUGUACAAAACUCAUAGAAGAAAAAAAAAUCAUAUCAUCUCAUCUCUAAAAAAAUAACUGAGUUUUCAUCUUCUCCUUCUUAAAAAUAUCAGUUAUGGACAUUUGUUUUGCAGCAUCUGGCACAAUACGUUACUUCUCUCCUUUGUUCUGAGGGUCAGGUUUCAUUAAGCAGUUUCCUCUUUUUGCUUUGAUGACGAGGAGGAGCAUAAAAUCAUGAGGUUGAGUAUCUCUCAGUGGAAAUUUAGUUCUACCGUUUAUUUUGGAGACACUUAGGGGAUAUCAACCAGAAAAAGCCAACUUUUUCCUCCACCAGAACCACUUCUUGCUAGCGACACAGAAACCACUCGAGGCACCAUUUGAACUGAGAACAUACUUUAUAUAUCAAUCCCAAGAUGAGUGAGCAGGAGGUCACUUAUUCAAUGGUGAGAUUUCAUAAAUCUGCAGGAUUGCAGAAACAAGUGAGACCUGAGGAGACUAAAGGGCCCAGAGAAGCUGGCUACAGAAGGUGUUCAUUCCACUGGAAGUUCAUUGUGAUAGCUCUUGGCAUCUUCUGUUUCCUUCUUCUGGUAGCUGUUUCAGUGUUGGCAAUAAAAAUUUUUCAGUAUGAUCAACAAAAAAAACUGCAGGAAUUUCUAAACCACCACAAUAACUGCAGCAACAUGCAAAGUGACAUCAACUUGAAGGAUGAAAUGCUGAAAAAUAAGUCUAUAGAGUGUGAUCUUCUGGAAUCCCUCAACAGGGAUCAGAACAGAUUGUAUAAUAAAACCAAGACUGUUUUAGAUUCCUUACAGCACACAGGCAGAGGUGAUAAAGUAUACUGGUUCUGCUAUGGUAUGAAAUGUUAUUAUUUCGUCAUGGACAGAAAAACAUGGAGUGGAUGUAAACAGACCUGCCAGAGUUCCAGUUUAUCCCUUCUGAAGAUAGAUGAUGAGGAUGAACUGAAGUUCCUUCAGCUCGUGGUUCCUUCAGACAGUUGCUGGGUUGGAUUGUCAUAUGAUAAUAAGAAAAAAGAUUGGGCAUGGAUUGACAAUCGCCCAUCUAAACUUGCCUUGAACACAAGGAAAUACAAUAUAAGAGAUGGGGGAUGUAUGUUGUUAUCUAAAACAAGACUAGACAAUGGUAACUGUGAUCAAGUAUUCAUCUGUAUUUGUGGGAAGAGACUGGAUAAAUUCCCUCAUUGACUCUCCAAUGAGUGUUAAAGGAAAAAGUGAAAUUUUCUUACUCUCAUUUGUUUCCUGUAUUAAUUAAUGACACCUUGCAAACAAGUGUUUUGACCAUUGGACUUAGUCUGCAGUGCAAAGAGAGAGAGAGAAAAUCUGGAAGAUUUUGGGAAUAUUCUCUGAAACAUGACAUGACAGAGCAGAUGACAUCUUCCUUCCCUGUUGAGACUGGACAGAUCUUCUCUGAUACCCCAAAGCUUGGACGAAUCUGUUUUAUUUGUUUGCAUAAACUCUAAAAGAAGUAAAUAAAGAACCUUGAUGAC